Cololabis saira (Pacific saury) is the source of this 2837-nucleotide messenger RNA. It is a transcript of the gene il17a/f3, whose product is annotated as interleukin 17a/f3. Gene Ontology annotation, biological process: inflammatory response. NCBI's taxonomy places the organism in Eukaryota, Metazoa, Chordata, Actinopteri, Beloniformes, Belonidae. Gene Ontology annotation, molecular function: cytokine activity. The transcript has 4 exons. The record is from RefSeq and is a predicted model, not a curated record. Gene Ontology annotation, cellular component: extracellular region. The coding region runs from base 97 to 579 and encodes 160 amino acids.
CAGUCCGCCUGCAUAUAAACACGGCUGGGGAGUAAACAAAGCCGCUCUGCAGCCGAGCCGAGCAUUUGGAGCUGAAGCCGGGACGACGCAGGCGUCAUGCUGCUGCUGGUGUUGAGGGCCGUGAUGGUGCUGGUGCUGGUGCUGGUGCUGGCGUGCGUCUCGCUGGUGCAUGCUGGGAGAGGUCGGGGGAAAAAGGCCAAGAGUGUGAAGCUGUUCCUGGACCCGUCGCAGCUGCCGCUCGUGCCCAGAAGCCUCCACUCCAACAUCAACAACAUGUCUCUGUCCCCCUGGACGUACAGCGACUCCAGCGACGCGUCCCGGCUGCCCAAGCGCGUCUCCCAGGCUCGCUGUCUGACCUCCGGGUGUCUGAGCCUGCACGGAGAAGGGGAGGACGCCACCCUGGAAGCCAGACCCAUCCAGUACGAGAUCCUGGUCCUGCACAGGGUCCCAUGGCGACGGCCCGGCGGGGCGGGAGGGAGGACGGGGAGGAAGGCCAGGAAAUACGCCUUCGUGCUGGGGACCCAGGUGAUCACGGUGGGCUGCACCUGCGUCAGGCCGACCGUCGUACCCCAGCAGUGAGGGGGGGGGGAAUCCUUCCACCGUCACGUCACCCAAGUCCUCAUCUCUUCUCAGAAAACGCCCAUCGUCGUCACAGGAAGUCACUUUUAGCAUCAGAUUUUAACAGAUGUGUGUAAUCCAGGUGCCAUAAAGUAAAAAUCCAGUCCAGCAGUUGUUCCAACCAAUCAAAGAGGCCACGUUUCCACAAAAACGGAUAUUUCCCCCUCUACGUUUUGAAAAAUACCCUCGUUUACACAAACCUGCAUGAAUACGCUGUUAAGGUGCUAUGAGCAUCCAAACCUGCAGGGGGAAGUGUAACGAGAAGAUAAAGUCAUGCUAGCCAAUCAGAAUCCUGGAAAGAAACGUCAACAAAUGACACGUGUGAAGCCUGAAUAAUAUGGUUCCGCGUUAAAUCGAUGGCGUAGCCUACGUACGGUGCGCGUCGCCGCGUACCCUACGCCGUCGGCUCUGCGUUGGUGUAACGCGGAACCAUAAAUCAGCCCUGACUGCCAGUUACUUCCAAGACGGAACGAGAGUCUUUCGUUUGGAGUGACAGAGAAGUGGAGUUACUUUUAAGUGUGACUUUAGAAUAUAAAACAGGUAAAAUACAAGAAAAUAUUGACGGUGGCCAAACAAAUUGUAAACACAGGUCGCACAAAUGAUGCUGGUGACGUUUCUGUUGCAUAAUGUGACGUUCUGAAGCCUAAAUCUCCGUUUCCCUCCGUUUACAAGCAAACGUGAAAACAGAGUUUUUGAAAAUCUCCACUUUGGCCGGAGUUUUCAGAAAUGAUCGUUUUUGGUGACUUUGAGCUUCGUUUUCAUGUAAACGAACGGCCAAAACGCAUGAAAACGCCACCGUUUUUGCUACGUAUAAACGGGGCCUAAACCAGCUACUCUGCAGGUAAAUGGUAGGUCGUUAGUGAAAACCCCUGUUCUAAAUGUACAGGCUGGUGCAGAAACACGGCAGGGUUUUUACUUUAUGGCAUCUGGAUUAAGCACCUCUGCAAAAAACAACCAAUUCCCAUGUUGCAAACAGCAGAAAUUGCUGUAGCAUUGUCUUCACAACCUUCUUCAGAGGGUUGGAAAUACCCGGCUAUGUGUAAACGUGGCCUCAGUGAUUGGUUGGAACAACUGCUGGACAGGAUUUUUACUUUAUGGCACCUGGAUUAUAGACCUCUGGAUUUUAAUUUGUCAUUUAGAUAUAGUAAAGAGGUAUUUUCCCACUUCGUUAUCUGGCCCGGGUUUUAAAAGGGUUAUUGAGUGCAUGUAAACGCAGUCAGUGUUUUCCAUAAUAAUACACGGAAUCUCAGUUAACUAGCAUACGAAGACAUGAAUGAGGCAUAAGCUUUUUCCUGAAACUUGCCCCCGUCUCUUCCAGUCAACUUAAAGUGAAGGCCUUUGACUGACGUUUGCAGCAUCUGCAGCAUCUGCAGCAUUUGCAGCAUUUGCAGCAUUUGCAGCAUCUGCAGCAUUUGCAGCAUUUGCAGCGCUGCAGUGCAGCAACCAGGAGAACCACUGCCAACACACACUAUAUGUCAGAGAUGUCGGAGCGGUGACGUUACAGUGUUAUUUAAGGCCCUCAGAAUAAAAACUGUAACCCAUUUCCACGAGCUUAACUGAUGAAAAGUGUGAGACGGAGCAACUGUUUUAGCUACAAGCCAAAAAGCAUUGAUUAAAUAGUAAAGUUGUUUUAUUUAUUGAAAGUGUUUCAUCCAAACCAAGCGCUUUGUUGCGAUACGACAUCAUCAAAUGAGUGUUGUCAAACAUAUUUAGUUCUAUGUGAUGUGGUAAUAUUAUUAUUAUUUCUUGGUGCUUUUUAUGUAUUUUGUCUCGUGUUUAUUUUUAUUUAUCUUCUGCAAAUGUAUUUUAUUUAACGUCAGCAGCCUUCACACAUAUUUAACUAAUAAUAAUUAUGAAAAAAAUCUAUUUACUUGGUGUAUUUUUGAGACAUUUUGCAUGUUGAUCAUUUAUUUGAAGCCUCGGAGGGCUGUGUUUGUUUCCUGCCACCUAGAAGUAAAAGUUUAUCUAUUUUUUUAAUAGGAAUUGUUAGGAAAUCCUUGCUUGGUGUCAUUUUAAAAGUUAGAAGGGCAACGACAUCAUCAAAUAAGUGUUGUCAAAAAUAUCUAGUUCUAUGUGAUGUGGUAAUAUUAAUGUAUUGGUGCUUUUUUUGUAUUUUGUCUCGUGUUUAUUUUGAUUUAUGUUCUGCAAGUGUAUUUUAUUUAAUGUCAUUUUUAUUAUUCUUGCCACAAAGUGACUCAUAAAAUCCUGCUGUGCCUUGA